AUGACUGUUCAUGAUGUUGCCAUGAUCCCAUAUGGCCAUGCCAGCCCUCCACUAGACCUGCGCCAGGACCUAGCAGCAGCAGCCAUCACAUUCUUCGUGUUGUCGCAUCCUGCCUGUCACCCACCAGACCCGCACCAGGACCUAGCAGCAGCUUUUGCAUUCAUCAUGUGCCUUCUCGACCGUGCCAUCCAUAGUGCAGUGCUCUCUGUGACUGCCGCCAUAAGCCACUCCGUCAUAUCUUCCUUAAGCCACUCCGUCAUAUCUUCCACACUCCUUUACACAGCCCAACCAUUCCCCCUUCCCUCCGACCAACCAUUCCCUCCUUCCCCCUCCUCUUCCCCACUAGGCAGCCACCAAGCCACUCCUUCAUAUCUUCCACACUCCUUUGCACGGCCCAGCCGUUCUCCCUUCCCUCCUACCAGCCAUUCCUUACUUCCCCCUUCCAUCUCCCCCACCAGCUGGCCACCAUCAUCCAGUUCUUCAUCUCUCACACACCCCAUCAACACAGCAGCCAUUACUACUUUCCACUAUACCAGCCAUUCCCCCAUUCCCCCACUCCCCCCUCCCAGACACCUCCAUAAGGCAGCCACCAUCAGCCAGCAGCCGCUAUCAGCCAGUUUUUUACCUCUUAUAUACUCCAUCAACAGAGCAACCAUUUCUCCCUUCCCAUCUUCCCCACCCCUCCACUCACCUUCCCCUCUUCCCCACACCUCCACCCACCUUCCCCUCUUCCCCACACCUCCACUCACCUUCCCCUCUUCCCCACACCUCCACUCACCUUCCCCUCUUCCCCACACCUCCACUCACAUUCCCCUCUUCCACACACCUCCACUCACCUUCCCCUCUUCCCCACACCUCCACUCACCUUCCCCUCUUCCCCACACCUCCACUCACCUUCCCCUCUUCCCCACACCUCCACUCACCUUCCCGGGCCACACUACCAGGUGGCCACCAUCAGCUAGUUCUUCGUCUUCUACACACUCCAUCACCAUGCCAUUCCACACGCCCUUCCUCCCAUCUCCUGGCCCCUACGGCCCUCAUGUUCCCUGCCAAGACGAUAAGCUUUGUGCCGACUUCCUCUCCCUUGCACCAUGCCUCAAGUGCAUUGUAUUCCUUUCCCCUCCCCCAUUUUACCAUGUCUCUGGCCUGCCGCAUGACCUCAUGCAUCUGUCAUUCGCCUUUGGCUAG
Molecule: messenger RNA, 1188 nt
Organism: Closterium sp. Naga37s-1
Lineage: Eukaryota; Viridiplantae; Streptophyta; Zygnematophyceae; Desmidiales; Closteriaceae
Source: the annotation of a GenBank genome assembly